GUGUUAAGAUAUGUGAAAAUUUAGAUCUAGCAAUUAAGACCAAAAUUCAUUCAGAUGUGGAUAUGGAAAAGGAUUUUGAGCAAUUAUUAGAUGAAAAUCUUAAUAUUCAAAGAACUAAAGAAGCUAAAACCUAUAUAAAAUAUUUAGCCUUACUUGAGCAAAAAUGUUCUUAUGAUAAUUACAAUUGUACUGGAGAAUUUGUAGUUAAAAAAAAAGCAAAACUUAAUCUGACUUCAAAAGAUCAUUGGUUUGUAGGUUGUACACAAUGGAGAUUAAAAUCAAAAGGGUCACAUUUUUUUUAUUAUUUAAAUGAUGAAAUUGAUCCUUUGUUAUUAAAAAGAUUAUUUGAAGGAGAAGCAGUUUUUCAUAAGCAAACAAAUAGUUCUUUUAAAGAAGGAAAUAUUGUUAAAAUGAAUUGCAAGGUUAAGUUUUAUAAACUUAUACCAUCAAAUCUUCAAGAUACACCUUAUGUUAUAUUGGUUUGUCAAGAUAAUCUUAUUAAGGCAACUUUUGGAAAAGAUUAUCUUUCUGAAGUUCAUGCUUCAUUAAACAAUAUAAAUAAACUUAGAAGAUUAAUUGCAAAAAUACAAAAAUUAAAACACCCCUAUGGACAAGGUUUAUUAGAUUUAACUUAUAAUAUAUGGUCUGGAAAUCAAGAAUUAUCUGGAUAUAUACAACAGUUAG
Molecule: messenger RNA, 684 nt
Organism: Dentiscutata heterogama
Lineage: Eukaryota; Fungi; Glomeromycota; Glomeromycetes; Diversisporales; Gigasporaceae
Source: the annotation of a GenBank genome assembly